AUGCUUCGCUCUCUGACCCGGCGCCGCCUCCAUGCGCCGCUCGCCCGCCACAGCACGCGCGCCAUGCACCAGCUCAAGAUGAGCCCCGAAGUCGAAGCUGCGCUCCGUGACGGCAAGCCCAUCGUCGCGCUCGAGUCGACGAUCAUUAGUCAUGGCAUGCCGUUCCCGCAGAACUUUGAGAUGGCAACCAAGGUCGAGGCCAUCGUGCGCGAGCACGGCGCGUGUCCCGCGACGAUCGCGAUCCUCGAGGGCGAGAUCUGCGUCGGCCUCGCCGAGAGCCAGCUGCACACGCUGGCGUCGCUCGGCGCCAAGGCCACCAAGUGCUCGACGCGCGACAUUGCGUCUGUCGUCGCCUCCAACGGCACGGGCGCGACGACCGUCUCGAGUACCAUGCGCAUUGCGCAUGCGGCCGGCAUCGACGUGUUUGUGACGGGCGGGAUUGGCGGCGUCCACCGCUUCUGCGAAGACACCCUUGACAUCUCGACCGACUUGAUGGAGCUGUCCCGGACGCCUGUCGCUGUCAUUUGCGCCGGUGUCAACACGUUGAGUUUCUAG
Molecule: messenger RNA, 555 nt
Organism: Saprolegnia parasitica CBS 223.65
Lineage: Eukaryota; Oomycota; Saprolegniomycetes; Saprolegniales; Saprolegniaceae
Exons: 4
Coding region: 1-555 (184 amino acids)
Molecular function (GO): pseudouridylate synthase activity
Source: RefSeq, a predicted model, not a curated record